CUUAGUUUGGAACAGGCAGCUGCUUUCACCCAUCACACAGUCUCUUCGAGUAGAUCACCAAUAUUUGUUAUACCAGAAUCUGCAUCAUAUUCACAAUAUCAAAUUUCAAGUUUUCAACAAUCAAACAGAACACAAAUUUUAAAACGACAAGAACAAAACUGAAGUAAUUUACCUGCUUCCAUCUUUUCAAGCUCGGCGUACUGCUCCAUUUCAACCCUAAUGGGCUCCUUGAACAGUGGCUUACUUGUAGCCCUUAACCAAUCACUUGAGCAAACAAGUGCCUCAACCAUUUUAGGGGUCAAACUUGCUCUAAAUGGAUCAAGAAUCCUUUUUCCAAGACUGAAGGCGCUUUCACUAGCUACUGUUGAUGCAGGUACAGCCAUAACAUCUCUUGCAAUUUGCGAUAGAAUGGGAAAUCUAGCACAAUUCUCCUUCCACCAAUCCAACACUUGGAAGCUUGGGUUUGAAGGGUCCUCCGAUGGCUCCAGCAGCAUAGCUGUCGUGUUCAACCAAUAUUGCAGUUUCAGCAUCAAACUUUGGUUGAGUUGCAGAGAUAGACGCUUGUGCCGCCUCUGGAUCAUUUUCAGCAUACUCAACGAAGAGCUGCAGAAACAUGCUCUUUACUUCAUUCACCAUCGAACCCACCAAGGACUUGUCUUGCUGCAGUUUUGGGAAAAAAUAUUCCAUGUACAGCAGCUUGUACCUACAAAACAUAAAACAGUGUAA
Rosa rugosa (rugosa rose) is the source of this 726-nucleotide messenger RNA. RefSeq lists its product as uncharacterized. The transcript is spliced from 2 exons. NCBI's taxonomy places the organism in Eukaryota, Viridiplantae, Streptophyta, Magnoliopsida, Rosales, Rosaceae. Bases 220 to 726 code for a protein of 168 amino acids. The record is from RefSeq and is a predicted model, not a curated record.